AUGGCUGAUCCAAUGUUCAAUAAGCCAGCGCGUAUAGAUAUUUUAAUUGGUGCGGAAAUUUUCUUCGAUUUGUUGUCGAUUGGACGAAUUUAUCUUAAUGAAAGGUUGCCAACCCUACAGAAAUCCAUACUAGGGUGGAUAGUUGCAGGCAAAGCAGAAGAAUGUUUAGCGCCUAGUCAUAAAAUAAAUAAUAUGCUGGUCAAUCACAACCAUAAUGAGAAUGAAAACUUGAGUCAAUUGGUUGAAAAAUUCUGGAAAAUAGAACAGAUUUCAACUAAAUCAAAUUUUUUAACCGAAGAAGAAGAGGAAUGCGAGAAAAUUUUCCGGGAAUCAAUUCGUAGAGAUACAUCUGGCCGAUUUAUUACGAAAAUUCCAUUUAAAACAACAGUAAGUGAUUUGGGUGGUUCCUAUAAUGCUGCCAAACGACGGUUGCUGUCACUAGAGCGUAGGUUGAGUAGAGAUCGCUCUACACGAGACGCUUACAACGCAUUUAUGGAUGAGUACCUCUCUUUAGGUCACAUGACGAUCGUUGAAGAAGCUGAUAUGAAUAAGAUAAAAUAUUUUGCACCGCAUCAGUAUGUGCUACGACCAGAUUCCACGAGUACGAAACUUCGAGUUGUGUUCGAUUGUAGCUGUAAAACUGACAGUGGCUUGUCAUUAAAUGAGGUAAUGAUGAAAGGACCACUGGUUCAAGAUGAUCUGUUAUCUACAUAUAAUACUGCGAUUUAG
Molecule: messenger RNA, 729 nt
Organism: Teleopsis dalmanni
Lineage: Eukaryota; Metazoa; Arthropoda; Insecta; Diptera; Diopsidae
Exons: 1
Coding region: 1-729 (242 amino acids)
Source: RefSeq, a predicted model, not a curated record